Armigeres subalbatus is the source of this 1185-nucleotide messenger RNA. RefSeq names its product protein split ends-like. Gene Ontology annotation, cellular component: nucleus. The coding region runs from base 1 to 1185 and encodes 394 amino acids. Lineage: Eukaryota; Metazoa; Arthropoda; Insecta; Diptera; Culicidae. Gene Ontology annotation, molecular function: helicase activity; mRNA binding. The transcript is spliced from 3 exons. Gene Ontology annotation, biological process: regulation of alternative mRNA splicing, via spliceosome. The record is from RefSeq and is a predicted model, not a curated record.
AUGGAAAAGAAGAUCAUAUACGAGAGUUUUCAAUGGUUCAACAAAUAUGUCGCAAUAAAUCACGAGCAGCUGUCUGCUGUGCGAAAUAUCGUGAAUCGGACUUCGUUCCCUGCUCCGUACAUAUUGUUUGGACCACCCGGUACUGGAAAAACUUCAACUAUCGUAGAGGCAGUUUUACAAAUUUGGAAACUACAACCCAAAGCCAACGUUCUCGUACCGGCAGCUUCAAAUUUCGCCUGUGAUGAAUUCACCACGCGCCUGCUGGAAUUCAUUCCCGCCACCGAUGUGUUCCGUUUCGUAUCCUUCGUAUCGAUUUUGCUGAUAACGGAACAACACCUUCGUUCUCAAAGAGCAGUGGAGGUUUUGAGGAAGGUGGUGAGUAUCGUCGCGGCCCCGACUACGAAUAUCCGGAAGGCGGUACAUCAUACGAGGAAAAUUCAUCGUACGGCUAUGGUGGAAGUGGAAGACCGUUCCGCGGCCGUGGAGGAUUCCGCGGACGUGGUGGUUUCCGUGGCGGUUUUUAUCGUGAUGGCCCACCGCACCACGGGGACAAUGAUGAAUGGCGUCGAUCAGGAGUCGAUGGCAAAUAUGAUUCACGCCGUCGUUCGUGAACCAGGAAUCGAUAGAUCUAGCUCCCGUUCACCGAGGCGACGCAGUCCGGCUGAUUCUGAUUCGUCUUCUUGUAUGAAUGGCAUGUUAUCGAAUGCAAGAACGUUACCAGAAGUGGCACGGAAAUCUACCACAUUGCACCUAACGGACGGAGACCACGAAAUAGUGGACAGCCUGAUGAAGGACGAGGAAGGUAAACACCACCUUCGUAUUACUCAGCGACUACGCCUCGAUCAACCCAAGUUGGAAAAUCUGCAGAAGCGCAUAUCGACGUCAUCGUCGCACGCAAUCUUCCUCGGCCUGCUGGGAUCGACGUCAUCGGUAGCAUCGUCGGAUGAUGUCAGCGUUCAGACGCGUCCACUGCGUAAUCUCGUGUCCUACCUGAAGCAGAAAGAAGCGGCCGGCGUUAUAUCCUUACUCAAUAAAGAAACGGAAGCAACCGAUGUGCUCUACUCAUUCCCGCCAUGCGAUUUUUCGACAGAAUUGUUGAAACGAACAUGUCACAACCUCACCGAGGAGGGACUGAAGGAAGACCAUCUGGUAAUCGUGGUGGUCCGAGGAGGAACAAUCCUCUGA